UAUUGGUGUUAGAAUGAUAUUAUGCUUCACUAUCAACACAUUACAUUGAGGAUGCUAAAAGGCUGCGCUAUAUACACAUUAGGGCCAAUGGUGAACGCAGGUACCGCUUUGGCCACGGGAAAAACCGGGACGGCGACUACCGCUGCGACUCCGGCUGGGGCGGCGCCAAAGAAGGCUUAUUCCGCGUGGGAUAAACUUGUUUCGUCAGGUGAGAAAAUAUUGAGUUAUCCGGCAAGAUUGUCGCAGAUGGAUUAG
Sphaeroforma arctica JP610 is the source of this 255-nucleotide messenger RNA. RefSeq lists its product as hypothetical. The record is from RefSeq and is a predicted model, not a curated record. The transcript has a single exon. The coding region runs from base 22 to 255 and encodes 77 amino acids. NCBI's taxonomy places the organism in Eukaryota, Ichthyosporea, Ichthyophonida.